UCACGAACAAGCGUAAAUAUUCGAAUUUUAAAUUAUUGUGUCCGUUUGCUAAUCUGACAAACGAAACAAUUGUUCGUGUUUCAAGUGAAUGUUAUUUUAAUGUAAUAUUUAAAUAAAUAAAUAAGAUGUCUCGCAUUCCGAAAUUUCCUUCUACUGCUACAAAAGAGAAUAAACCCACAUUUAUAAAUGGUCGUAAUACAACGCGAACAUUAGGCAUUGGGCUCAGUGACGCUGAUAAAAAAAGCUUACUAUUAAAUCAUACAAAACCAAUGCGAAGUACAACAUCCGCCACUGUAGCUGCGCCCCGGCUUAAAAGAUCAGCUACAGCACCUUCCUCCGCUACGGUACCUAAUAAAACAGCUAAAGUCGAAAAAAAGACGACUACUGUAGCACCUAGGAUUGCUCCUUAUGAUUACAAAGCUAGAUUCAAUGACUUGGUGGAAAAACAUAAAGCCAUGAAAAGUGAAUUGAAUGAUUUAAGGGACAAACAUUUGGAAGUAUCAGACGAAUAUGAAAAAGUUAAAGAAACAGUUGAAGGAAGUAUUACUGAAAGAGAUACAUUGAAGGAUAAAUUAUUAAACACUCUCAAAGACUUGAGACAGAAGUCUAGUGAAUAUGAAAGCCUAAAGCUGGAUUAUGAAAUACAGAAACGAGAGAAUGAGGAAUUAAAUAAUAAAAGUAAACUUUUAGAUGACGUAACUAAAAGCUUGAAGUUAAAAAUAAUGGAAUUUGAUAAACUUAAAACAGAAUUUGAUGAUUUGACUCGACGUCAUAAAAGUCUUAAUGAAGAAACUGAGGCUUUAAGGGUUUUGACUGAUCACCUUAAGAAAAUAUCUGUAGAAUAUGACAAAUUGCAAUUAGAUUAUAAGGAUGCAGUUUCUACAAUAACAAAAAAUAAAACAGACUCUGAGGCUUUGCAAAAUAUUUUAGCUACUAUGUAUAGAGAUCAAAGAGUUUUACGUAACACAGUGCAAGAUUUAAAAGGUAAUAUUAGGGUCUACUGUAGAGUACGACCUCCACUUGAGUCGGAAGCAUCCAAGCCUUUGUACAAUCUUAAUGUCCUUGAUGCAUGUUCUAUAGAAGUUGAAAAGAUUGAACUUCUGAAUUCUGCAAGAAAAGGAAAAUCACAACAUUCUUUCUCAUUUGAUGGGAUAUUCACACCACACUCCUCUCAAGAGGAUGUCUUUGCUGAAGUGUCUCCAAUGGUACAAUCUGCACUGGAUGGUUAUAAUGUGUGUAUUUUUGCAUAUGGUCAAACUGGCUCUGGAAAAACUUAUACCAUGGAAGGUGGUUGUGGAGUUGAACAGUAUGGUAUUAUACCACGAGCAAUAAAUAUGAUAUUCACAUGUAUGGAAGAUCUUAAAAGAAUGGGAUGGGAAUUGACAAUUAAAGCAUCCUUUUUAGAAAUUUACAAUGAAAUAAUUUAUGAUUUGUUAAACUCAAGUAAGGAACAAGAAAGUCAUGACAUAAAGAUGGUUAACUCGAAAGGCACAGAUUUGUAUGUAUCCAACUUGAAAGAAGAAGAAGUAAAGAGCUCUCAUGAUUUCAUCAGAUUGUUGAUAUUUGCUCAACGUAACAGACAAACUGCGGCUACAUUGAACAACGAGAGGAGCUCCAGAUCUCAUUCAGUUGCACAAAUUAAAAUAGCAGCUAUUAAUGAAAAGCGUAAGGAAAAAUUUACUAGUAAUUUAAAUUUGGUGGACUUAGCUGGAUCUGAGAGUGGGAAAACCACUCAAAGAAUGGAUGAAACAAAACAUAUUAACAGAUCACUUUCAGAACUUUCAAAGGUGAUAUUAUCUCUACAGACUAAUCAGUCCCAUAUCCCAUACAGAAAUUCUAAGCUUACACAUUUAUUAAUGCCAAGCCUAGGUGGCAAUUCAAAAACUCUUAUGUUGGUUAAUGUUAAUCAAUUUGAUGAAAGUUUCAAUGAGACUCUUAACUCCUUAAGAUUUGCCACAAAAGUUAACAGCUGCCGAACUGUAAAAGCCAAGAAAAAUAUAACAAUGGUUGACUCAUUAUAAUUUUUACAUUGACAUUAUUUUGCUUUAGAAUGUAGUACACAUGAGCACCUAUAGUUAUACCAUCUACUGUGAAUUGAAUAUUACCAGUAUUCUGCUUUAACAUACAUAUUUGUAUUGAAUACUAUUAAUAAGUGGUAUAACUAAAUGUGCUUUACUAUUUUGUUUUAUAGUUAAUUUUUACAUGUAGUACUUCCCACUGAAUAUUCCACCGAUAAAUGUUUUUUUACUGUUGUUCUAUAGUAUUUUGAAAUAUUGUGGGAUUUUAGAUAAUCAAGAGCUCUUAUAGUUUUAAUUAUUCAAAUGACCUUAAAUAGUUAUUACGAAAUAACAAGUUCUCAUUAUUUUUAUACAAAAGUUUUAGAAGCAUUUGUUUGGAUUUGUUUAACUAUAAAUGUGGAAUUAGAUAUAUUAUUAAAUAAAAUGAAUAGUGUGAAAAUUCAUAUAUUUUCUAAAGAAUGUGAAUUGUAAUUGAAAUAUUUUGAAGUAUUGUGUUAACUGAACUAAAAUAAUGACAUAAAUUUACUUACUGUUUAUAUAAAUACUAUGGCAAUAAAAUAAUAUAAAUUUACAAAUUGUCAUAAUUUAAAUUUGAUCCUUUUAAGGCAGGUCUUGGAGUGCCAUAUACAGGAGAAGUUGUAACAAUUGACUUGACUCACUUUAAAUUCCUACUUAAAAAAUGCCUACUUGACUUAUUUAGGAAAUUAUUAUUGUUAUUUUUUUACAAAUUGGCAGGUUGGAUUUGACAUUUUAAAGUUUAAUUUAUUGGGUAGAUCAAAGAAUAUCAUAUCUGCUUUUAUGAAAUAUCUAUUAGGUACCUUUAUAACUACUUUUCAUUUAUAUCCUAUUCAAUUCAAUUGAAUUAUAUUUCUAAAAACACAUUAUCUUGAAGCAAUCUGUUCAGUACGGUGUUAUUUU
Messenger RNA from Vanessa tameamea, 2936 nucleotides. RefSeq names its product protein claret segregational (gene Ncd). Gene Ontology annotation, molecular function: microtubule binding; ATP binding; microtubule motor activity. The record is from RefSeq and is a predicted model, not a curated record. Lineage: Eukaryota; Metazoa; Arthropoda; Insecta; Lepidoptera; Nymphalidae. The transcript has 2 exons. Gene Ontology annotation, cellular component: microtubule cytoskeleton. Bases 126 to 2021 code for a protein of 631 amino acids. Gene Ontology annotation, biological process: microtubule-based movement.